CUUGCCUACGAAGAAGAUUGAUUUAUUCUUACAUUGGAGUAAAAAAUAUCAGUUUUGGUAUAACAUUUGGUACUUACAACGGCUUCUUAUGCAAUGCGAUGCAAUAGACUUAUUUGAUAAAUGCCAGAAGUUUGCAUCUGAAAAGUUACAUACAGCGAAAAUGUUUUAUUUCACCCGGAGCCUGAAUGAGAGUGGAAAAGAACUUUUGUCAGUGCAUACAUCAUUAGAAAUCGAAAAGCCGGGUGUAAGACAGGAAAUGGAAAAAAUACGAAAUGAAUUAGUAAAGCACCUUGAUAUUGAUAAGAGUGAUGUCCAGCUGCAUGGCAUUACACGCGGAUCCCUAACUUUUAUAUUCUCCCUCCCAGAAUUUGAUGUCACGCGUCUUUUAGAUGUUUCUUUUCUGAACAGUAUGUGGACACACAAGGUCUUGAAAAUUGAAACGCAGAAUUUCAUUCUAACACCAGAUGCAAAUCAAAGAAAGUCGAAACCAGAAAAGUGGAUCAGAAAUUUUUCAAUCCAUAAAAAUAAUGGAACAAGCAUCUCUGGAAAACAAAGACGCAUAAUGAUUCAUUUGUCAAAUGUUCAACGUCCAUACUCUAAACGAAACAUGCAAAAAUGUAUUGAAAUGCUGAUGAAAAGGUUAGAGCAGCACAAAGAUAUCAAUGUGAAUGGAGACUUGGCUAUGGUGGAAAUAAAUAACAAUAAAAAAGAUUCGCUGCAUUCGACUGGCAGGAUACAAAUUAUGGCAGCUCAAGACGAAAUUGAGCCAUCCAUUGUAUUGGCUCAUCUAAAGGAAAAGUUCCCAGAGCUUUACGAUGAUUGUGAAAAAGUAGUUCUUGCUGGCAAAUCUCGCAGGGAACAAGCAGAAAAACUACUGGAGUAUUUCAAAAAAUUGAAUGGGAAGAGUUUUAGCGAUAUCAAAAACAGCAUUUUCACACAAAAGGGUAUCAGUGGCAAACAACAGAAUGCUCACAAUAAUGAAAGAUUGAAUAGAAAAGGUCUAAUGAAGAAAUUUAUUGACGAUAACUGGGAUUUUCUGCUGGAAGAGGUUGAUUCUAUUACAAUCAGCGAUACUUUUGAGUCACAAAACAUUGAUGCCAAAUGGCAAAACCUUUGGCAGAACAAUGUCGGAAAGGCAAGGAAAGUUAAAAACGAAUUAUUUCUGAAUUAUAUUUAUAAAAACGAAGAGUGGUUGUUACCAUUUGAUGACGUUCUUCGCAAACAAAAUUUAUCUUUGCCAUGCAUAAUGCCUUGUUCAAGUGUAACUUGCUGAAAGAAAAAAAAGACUACAUGGUAUCGUGCUUCCUAAAAAUUGCCAGUUUGAAGCGUCGUAGCUAUAUAUCUUUUCUUAAACUGAAUUAAUUUUUAAACUAUUUGAUAAGAAAAAGUAUCUAUGUAACAUUGCGUUACCAUACUAAUUGUACAUGUAAGUGUACUAACCUGGUCAUUUUUUUCAUUGUUUAUAUCAGAGUACUAUUUGUUCUGAACUAGUUGGUUUUGAUUUGUUGUUUGAUAAGUUUCAAAGUAAACAGUUGUUAUUGUUUUUAAAAACACGGGUAAAUCAUGUAUAAAGGAAAUUCAAUCAUUAAAAAAAUUUAACUUGUAGCUGACCUAAAAUAUUAUCUGUUUGCGGACCUGACCUAUAAAAAAGAUAUCCCCUUUUUGAGUUAAAAUAUCCUCACUACGGACGGGCAAAUGUCUUUUUACUUUUUAAAGUCCCAGUCGCCACAAGACGACGCCGAUAUGUAAAUUUACCUUCUUUUUUUCCAAAAUAACAUAUUGGACAUCAUUUAGAUAACCAGCUACAAGAUUAUUAAUAUCGAAUUCUGUAUUAUUUGACCUUUAUGUAGAUUAGAACUAAUGUUUGAAAAGAUAAUAACUGAAAUUUAAAUUGCAUUCCUUUUACUAUACGUUUACCAACGUUUGUAACCAAACCUGUUUUUAUUUUAUAUUUUGAAAUGUAUCCACAUGUACAGAAUGUAUUAUGAAUCAUUUUAUUUGUAUUUUAUUGUGAAUCUUAUUUUCCAAUGUUUAUUCAGCGUUGAACUAUAUAUUAUAGUGAAACAUUAUUGAAUUGUAUGAAUGUAUAAUGAUGCAGACUUAGUUUACGAGAAAACUAUAGUCUCACCUGCUGUGAAGGCCACCUUUAAUCCAUGGCAACUCCGCAUGCGCGUUAACCUGUUUUCAAUGCCAAUUUUGUUUAUUUUGUCAAAUGACUUUCAAUAGAAACCAAAAUUAAAUCGCUGAUAAACCGAGACAUUAACUCCCUAAAUGGGAUUAAUAGCCUCGCAAGGCAUAUUUUAAAUGGGACUAGUGUGAAUUUACCUUAUUAAGAAUGAAAAAUAGUUGAAACAUAAAUACAUUGUACAAUUAAAGAACAAAAGUUAUAGAAAUUUGAAUACAAUUUUCAUACCUAAAAAAAAUAUUCCAAUCUUCGCUAUAAAACUUAAAUGUAAAACAUUUAAAAAUAUAUGUAUCCAAAAUUCCCAUUUGUUUUAGAGAAAUAAACAUAUGCAUACUGUUGUAAUAAACCUUUCCUUUUCUUUUAAAUAAAAAUAAAAAUGCAAAGCUCUUCAGCAAUAAAACCUUAAAUUUGUUUCUUAUCUUAGUCUUGACGGAUUCAAUUAGUCUAUUCAAACUUUCCCUCACAUUCUCAUGCAAUGCAUCUCCAUAACAGAUAAAUAUAUGAUCCUAAAGACUAUGAUUUUUUUUUAUGAUUUUGUUAACUUGAAUGGACCAACAAAACACUAUCAGAAUUUAAUAUUCACUAGAUGAUAACCCGCGCAAGCGCGCGAAUUAACACUUUAUUAUGAUAUAAUGCUUAAUAUGUUGUGCCAUAUUUUUUUGUUCAUUUUUGUAAAUACUUUGUCCAAUGUUUUCCUUAUCUUAUUUUCUUAAAAUUGAAACUUUAAAAAACAUUGAUUUUUGGUUGUGUUUAUUUGAAACCAGUGAAUGAAUUUUUAGUUUGUCUCUCUCUAAAUUUGGUUCUUUAGGUAAAUUUUCAAUAUAAUUUCUAUUACUGUCCCAAAUAUAAAUUUCAGAUAAAAACAAUCUGGAGAGGGAGAAGGUGGCAUUCCCAUUAAACUUCCCCGUUUUAUGCAUACAUUAUUUUUCCAUAUAGACGUAGAAUACAAUAAUUUGUUCAUUAAUGUUGACAAAUUAAUGUCUAAUGUUUACAGCCAGUCUGUUGUGGUAUGAAAAUAAAUGAAAUUAUA
Magallana angulata is the source of this 3215-nucleotide messenger RNA. RefSeq lists its product as uncharacterized. The record is from RefSeq and is a predicted model, not a curated record. Lineage: Eukaryota; Metazoa; Mollusca; Bivalvia; Ostreida; Ostreidae. The transcript has 6 exons. The coding region runs from base 89 to 1273 and encodes 394 amino acids.